CUGAGCAAGAACACACAAGUAAUCCAGGGGGAACCAAUGAGGAGGAGGCCAUAGUCAGACUGUCUCUCUGGAGAUACCCAGGGGGAUUUUGUCCUUUGGCAUUUCUCUAGCCCCUGGGGAAGGGACCUCAAAGCUCUGAGCCCUGGGGUCCAUUUGCCCCGUGGGACAGAUACCACCCAGGCUGGGGAGGUUUCCUGGAUGGCAAAGAGGGGGUGGGGGCCUGGAUCUGAGUGCAUGGGCCUACCUUCCCCUCCUCUCUCACGUCCCUUUAUUAGUACCAAGGGACUAAGGGACGAUCCUCCCAAGACCAGGACCUGAGACACGCAGGUGUGGGGAGGGUCAUUGCCCCUUAAUUCAAAACCCUCUUUUCUUUCAGUCUCUUCAACUCACCCUUCAGUCUGGAAUUUGACUGCUUAGCUAGCUAGAUCCUGCUGAUUCUUUUUGUAGGUUUCCUACCUAGCUCUAGGUGUCAGAUACCAACAUGAAGAUCAUCCUGCUCUUUGGUUUGCUGGCUUUGGCUGCUGCUCAGUUCACUAAUAAGAGAAAUGAAAAUUCCGACACCAAGUUUUUAGCCUACCUGAAAUCUGACUACCAGCCUUGUGUGGGCACCUUGAUCCACCAGCAGUGGGUGGUGACAGCCGCUCACUGCUACCUACCAUACCUCCAGGUAAAAAUAGGCACUGCAAACCAAAAUGUUAAGGGCUGGCUCCAGGACCAGGAAUUAAACUAUGAAUUUAUCUUCCGACAUCCAAAUUUCACGGCAGACUCUCCUGAACAUGACAUAAUGUUGAUCAAGCUAGCCAAGUCCAAACACCUCCAUGUGCUGGUGGACCUGCCGAUUGGCGUCAAUGACCUAGAUAGAUCAAUAUGUAUUAUUUCUGGCUGGAUUCAGAACUGGAAAUAUCCUAUGAGAGAUGCAGACAUCCAGAUAAGUCAAAUGGCUCGGUGGCUGCCUCCUCUUCAAUGCAAGGGAGCCUCUUCAAGAAAUAUCACUAUAAAGAACAUGAACAACAUGUUCUGUGCAGGAAUGUAUCCAUAUCAGCAGAACUUCUGUCAGGAGGUGUCUGCUGCUGUGGCCAUUUGCAAAGGACAGCUCCAUGGGAUCCUGUCCUGGACAGAUGGGUGUGUUCUGAAGGGUGAUAUCGGCUUCUACACCAAAGUAUCCAGAUAUAUAGACUGGAUCCUUGAUAUUAUCAAGAAAAAUUGAGGCACCACUGCACUCUCCUGAUGACCAUGGAUCAGCGUAUAACAUUGCUAGUCCUUUCUUCUGCCUCCAGCCUCAGAACAACAUCUGAAUGGAGUCUUCUGGAAAUAUCCUAUCUGUGUGACUUAUUCUUAGCUGCUUUCUAUGAAUUGAGCGCUAAUGGAUGAGAUAACAUACAUAAAUAAAAACAUUCAAAAUAAA
Messenger RNA from Phascolarctos cinereus (koala), 1405 nucleotides. RefSeq names its product serine protease 58-like. The record is from RefSeq and is a predicted model, not a curated record. Gene Ontology annotation, molecular function: serine-type endopeptidase activity. Lineage: Eukaryota; Metazoa; Chordata; Mammalia; Diprotodontia; Phascolarctidae. Gene Ontology annotation, biological process: proteolysis.